Messenger RNA from Micropterus salmoides (largemouth bass), 1902 nucleotides. Its product is annotated as zinc finger protein 32-like. Gene Ontology annotation, biological process: regulation of transcription by RNA polymerase II. NCBI's taxonomy places the organism in Eukaryota, Metazoa, Chordata, Actinopteri, Centrarchiformes, Centrarchidae. The transcript is spliced from 2 exons. The record is from RefSeq and is a predicted model, not a curated record. The coding region runs from base 428 to 1639 and encodes 403 amino acids. Gene Ontology annotation, molecular function: DNA-binding transcription factor activity; RNA polymerase II cis-regulatory region sequence-specific DNA binding.
GUGGCUAACAUGCUAACUUUUCCUUCACGUUACCGUGAGAUGCAGCCGGAGUUCAGCAGCAGAGCCUGCAUGUGAGGAUCAACGUGUUUAAGUGGACUCUGUUUAAACUUUCGGGAUGUUUCACCUCAGACUCAUCUCCUGUUAGCCAAGAAUGCUAAAGGAAGUUAGCUUGUUAGCAGGAAGUAGCCGGAGCCGGAGCUCGGCCUCACAGUCGGAGCAGCUUCCAUAGAGACCAAACUGUAUUUUUCACGGAGCCCAAAUGUCCAAAUGUCCAGAUAGAGCUGUCUGAAUAGACUCUGUGCUGUUCCCUUUAUCUGAACAUGUUUAACAUCUGAAUUAUCUCCCGGUGUCCUACGAAGCUAAUGCAGUUAGCUUAGCUUGCUAGCUGGAAACAGUCUGGAGGAAAAGCUGCUGUGAAUCAGUAAAAAUGUCUAAAGUGGAGAACGAGGAGGAACUUUGUGGACAACGCAAACUACUGGACGCUGUUUUCAAGCCUGGAGCAGACGUCCAGCUGCUGUUGGUGAGUAAAGAAGAGGUUUCCCCUGACCAGCAGGAGUGGAGCCCCAGUCUGGACCAGGAGGACCCACCAGAGCCCCCACAUGUUAAAGAUGAGUGGAGCCCCAGUCUGGACCAGGAGGACCCACCAGAGCCCCCACAUGUUAAAGAUGAGUGGAGCCCCAGUCUGGACCAGGAGGACCCACCAGAGCCCUCACACAUUAAAGAAGAAAAGGAGGAACUCUGGAUCAGUCAGGAGGGAGAGCAGCUUCGAGGGAUGGAAGAGGCUGAUACCACCAAGUUCACAUUCACUCCUGUCCCGGUGAAGAGUGAAGAAGACAAUGAAGAGAAACCUCAGUCCUCACAGCUUCAUCAAAGACUAACUCAACUGAUCAAAAUAGAAGGUGAUGAGGAGGACUGUGGAGGACCAGAACCAGCCAGGAACUCUGAUCCAGAUAGACAUUUACAACCAGAUACUCAUGAUAAGACUUCACACUCCUCUGAACCUGAGUCUGAUGACAGUUUUGAUUGGGAGGAGAUAAAGAAACAUGCUGAAUGUGCUACAAGCUUUGGUAACGAGGAACAUCUACAGGAACAUAAUGGACUCCAAACCGGAGAGAAGCCAUUUAGUUGCUCAGUUUGUGGUAAAAGAUUCCUCUGGAAGAACUCCUUAAGUAGUCACAUGAAACUUCAUUCAGAAAGAAAACAUUUCCGCUGCUCAGUUUGUAAAAAGACUUUUCAACGGAGAGAUACUGGUAUGAGGCACAUGAGAAUCCACACAGGGGAGAAACCUUUCACUUGUUCAGUUUGUGGUAAAGGAUUUUCACAAAAGGAACAUCUGAGACAACACAUGAGAGUCCACACAGGGGAGAAGCCAUUUAGUUGUUCUGUCUGUGGUAGAAGAUUCACACAAAGCUCAGCUCUGACCACACAUUUAAGAGUUCAUACAGGAGAAAAACCUUUCAGUUGCUCAGUUUGUAAAACAGGUUUCAGGCGCAGAGGUGAUUUGUUCCAACACAUGAGAACCCACACAGGGGAGAAACCAUUUAGUUGUUCUGUCUGUGGAAAAGGAUUUGGACAAAAGAUACAGCUUAGACGCCACUUGACUGUCCACACAGCAGUUCUGUCUGUGGGGAAGGAUUAAAAGUAAGCUCAGGUUUGAUUAGACACUAAAGAGUUCAUACAGGAGAAAGACCAGCUGGCCAGUUUGUAAAACAAGUUUCAGAAGCAAUUUGUUCCAAAACAAGAGAAUGCAUACUGGGUAUAGACUAGGGGUGUGGGGACAAAUUGAGACCGCAUAGUAUUACGAUAUUUUCCGUGGCAAUACUGUAUCGAUACACGGACGGCAAGGAUUGAUCUUUCAUAAUAUCAAUUGAACAUGAGAAUUCAACUUUUUGGUACUAGAAU